UAUAUGCAUUUAGGUUUUGAUCUUGAACAACCUUACUUGAACGACGAGAUAGCAGUCCAGGAGGUUUUUCUGUUUACAAUAAUUAACAUUGUUAUUUUACAAUGUCUUAUUUAAUUCAGAAAGAAUACGUGAAAUAUGAAUGUACCUGUGGUUCUCUAAAGCCAAUUUCCAAACUAUAUUUUUGCAGACACUGCUUAGAAUUAAGAUGUGGUUAUUGUGUCUGUCAUGAAGUAGAUUCACACUACUGCUCCAAUUGUAUGGAACAUUUACCAUCCGCUGAAGCUAAGUUUAGAAAAAAUAGGUGUAACACAUGCUUCGAUUGUCCAAACUGCUUCCAUACUCUCUCAGUGAGGGCUACUACAAGGAGCGCUGAAGACGGGAAUACAAAGACACCAACAAAACAUUAUUAUCUUGCUUGUUUUUUUUGUCGCUGGACGUCAAGAGAUGUCGGCAUACCUGACCAAACGACCGGGACAGGGAAUUGGCCAGUGAAGGAACUUCCAUUUCAGGAAACUUUAAAUUCUUACCUAGAAUAUUACAAAGUUUUAGCGAUGCGAGAAAGGAAUUUGAAAGAAAAGAAAACUUAUAGCAGUCCAUUAAUUAGAGGUUAUUCUUCGUUUUCAGAAAAAUUCGGUCUUACUUCUAUGAUCGCAAGAAAACGAGCCGGUCUCCCACCCUUAUCUCUUGGUGGUAAGGAGAAUACUCAGUCAAGUCUGCCUAAAAUUGUCCCUUCUGUGGCUGUAGAUGAUGUCGAACCCCUUCCAGAUACAUAUUUUACUGAUCUUACCAAAAUCACUACGCUCUCACAAAGACAUUCUUAUCCAAUGCUGCAGGCCGAAACAAUUACCUCAUUGCAUCCACAGCAUAGGCAUUUCUAUAUCAAAUGUUCGCUGAGGUGUAGAAGAUGCGAACAUAAUGUAUCCAAGCCAGAAUACAAUCCUGGUUCUAUUAAAUUCAAGAUACAAUUAGCUGCAUAUUACCACAUGCCUGAAGUACGCAUAAUGACAUUUGAACCACUGAAGAUUGGAAAACCGAGUGAAAUUAUCCUUAAAAUAACCAACCCGACUCAACAUUUGACAUCUCUUCAGUUUGGCUCUCUUAUCAACAGCGAGGAAAGAAAGAAUUUAAAAACAGAAGAAAUUUCUGAGACUAAAAAGGAAAAGCUUCCUUUAGAACUUCCCAGACCAAUUAGGAAUUUACAAAUCAAUACAGAUGUUGAACUUCCUCAAUGCUCAGUGAUAUUACCACCAAGAGAUGAUGCGGCUGAAUAUGAUGAUUCUGCUGACACACAUAACUUCCAAGAUGAUACCAAAGUUGUGGUGUGGCGAAAAGGGAAUAAAGUUGCAGUGAAGAUGAAAAUAACACCUCAAAACGGCAUGGAAGGAGGAGAGGAAUCUAUUUUUGGAUUUUCGAUGGAAUAUGGCUAUGUCAAUACAAUGCCAACUUUAGAACAGAAGCAGCCGCUAAGAGCAGAAAUACAAGUGAAUCUUUUCAUUUCCCGGGCCACGUAUCAUCUUCGCAGGAUUAAUUAACCUGUAAUCGAUCUGAAGAGUUUCUUGGAUGAAGCCCUUAAAGCAAUUGUAACUGAUACCUAGAAAACUUGCUAGAUAUCUGCAUACUCUUGUGAUCAACAAUAUUCAAGCAGCACUACUAUGUUUAUUAGAACUAGCACAUUAUGAGCAUUAUACAAUUAUUUUGUAUAUUUAUUUAUUUAUUUCUUUGAUUGAUAAAUUAUAUAUGCACACUUAAUAUUAUGAUAUCACGGUAUUUGAAAUCAACAUAGAUUUAUAAUAUUGUUGGCAUUUAAAAUGUUUAAUGUUUCUUCUUUGAUUUAUCAAUAUAUUCUCAAAAGUAAAAAAGUGCAUUUAACUAUGAUUAUUUUAAAAGUUGGGUUAAAUAAAAGCUUAUUAAUCGAAAUGGAAGAAAAAUUUGUUUGCCUCAGUAUAUAAGCAAACUUAUAUUUAACCAAAGGAGUUUUCAUGAAUAAAUCUAAGGGUUCCAUUUAUACUUUAUCGUUGAGAGCAUAAUAAAUACUAUUUCCAUUCCUAAUCAAAUAAAAACUUAGUGAUUGAAGUACAUGUAACUGUUAUGCAUGUUGUUUUUAAUAAGUAUCCAUUUUUUUUUUUUGCACAUUUUCAAAUGAUGAAAUAAUAUGAUUUACCACUUCAUAUUUAUUCAUAUAUGGUGAUAUUAGUUGUCAUAUAAGUAAUGGAAAUAAAGUGUAGUAACUUUUACUAUGUUUGAUCUCCAAUUUAUAACUAUUAUGUAACUAAUAAUUUUGUGUUUUUCUAAGGAAAUUCACAUUUUAUUUAUUUUUUUGGCAUUGAAUUCUUAUAUGAAUCAUAUUUAUUUACUUCACAUUUUGUCUGUAUUUUGUUCUUGUGAUAUUUAUUUGUAGUAAUUUAUAAUUUAUUUCUUAAACAAUUGCAAGACAAAAGUAUUGCAUGAAACUAUAAAAUAUCAUGUAAGUUAAUAGUUCUUUUUUAAUAUAAUAAAAAAAAAAUUAAGAAGUGAAAUAAUAUAUCGUCUUAUUAACAGAAAGAAAGUAAAUUUUUGUUCUAACUUAAAUUAAAACAUUUCAUAAAAAUGUAUUUAUUUUGUUAUUUAUGCAAUAUUUAGCAAGCCAUGCUGGAAAAAUGAAAAAUUAAAAUUUCAGGCAUCAAAUCAAAUCACUCAGUUAAAUUAAAUAAUUUGAACAAUUUGUUGGAUGAUACAUGAUAUAAUUCAUUGUAAUUACAACAAACAAUUUAUUUAUGCUAUUCCAACAAAAACCUUUUUUCAAACAGCUUUAGUUGAAGAUAAUUAUUCAAUAAAGAAAAUGAAAUACAUAGUUCACAAAAAAUUAGUUGGUAAAUUUUUAUGUAAAAUUUAUUUAUUAAUUGAUACUUGUUUGUCUUAUAUGUGAAUAUAGAUUAACAAAUUAUUUAUUUUGUUAUUUUGUGGAUAAAAUAUUUGUUAAUAUUUAAUAUUAAUUUUUUAUUAAUUUGUAAAUGUAUUUAUAUUAAUAUAUACUAUUGAAAUAAAAAAAAAUUAUAUUAAGC
This is a messenger RNA of Nezara viridula (southern green stink bug), 3041 nucleotides long. NCBI's taxonomy places the organism in Eukaryota, Metazoa, Arthropoda, Insecta, Hemiptera, Pentatomidae. The record is from the annotation of a GenBank genome assembly.